Cygnus olor (mute swan) is the source of this 5658-nucleotide messenger RNA. RefSeq names its product spermatogenesis associated 2 (gene SPATA2). Gene Ontology annotation, biological process: regulation of necroptotic process; protein K63-linked deubiquitination; regulation of tumor necrosis factor-mediated signaling pathway. The transcript is spliced from 3 exons. The record is from RefSeq and is a predicted model, not a curated record. Gene Ontology annotation, cellular component: cytoplasm. Lineage: Eukaryota; Metazoa; Chordata; Aves; Anseriformes; Anatidae. The coding region runs from base 1523 to 3094 and encodes 523 amino acids.
CCUGCGGGGCUCGCUGCCUUGGCUGUCGCGCCUCGCCUCUCGGCCGCCUGAGCUCUGGCAUGCGUGCAGCGAGCGCGGCGGGGCUGGGGCUGGCAGCGCCGCCGAAUGUCGCGGUUCACGGGGUCUCGCUAAGUCCCUUCCUUCCCUGCGGGGACUUUCCUCGCCCUGAGGCCUCCAGCGCACGAGCAAGCGCCGUCGCUGAGUGGUCGUUAACGUUGGAGAUGGCGGAAUUCAAACGUUGAAUCCAGCUCCUCGCCAGCACGAGAUCCCUGUUUACCCUCAGGGUGUGUUAGCGGUGUGCCAGACGAGGCUUUUUCUCUGAAGCUCUCUCGUGGAGCUCUUCUUGCUAAGUAGCAGAAGUGUGGUUGGUUUUGUCCACAGACCUCAUCUCGUACGAUCUCAGGAGGAAAGAGCUAGGGGAGAGAGAGAGAGAACUGCUCGUGGAGAGGGCUGAACUAACUUCAACUUCUGUCCCUUGUGCUCUCCCUCUUGGUUCACGGUCGGGAAGCGCUAGGUUGUGCUUAUUUAACAGUGAAAGCCUGUGGUCUGCUUUUUAACCUCAGGGUUUUCGGGUAGCUGAGAGUCUGCUGGCCUGCUCCUUACCUGCCUUUGGGACGGCAGUGCGGAGAGGCUCGUUUGGGCGCCAGCUUCUUCUGUGUAGUACGGGAGCCCAGUAAGGUGAAGAAGCAACUGGACCUGCAGACAGAAGCCUGUGUGGUGUUGAAGCAGGAAUGGCUUUGCUCUGUUGUGAUAAAACAGCUGAAAACAGCAGUUGUAGCUCUUUGUUGAAAAGACUGCAAUCUUUGCACCUGCUAGCGCCCAGCUGAAGCUUCGGCUGCACUUCAGUGCUCGGGGCAGCGCGUUCUGUAGGGUGGCCACAAAGCACUCGGCACAGGGAUGGCCCGGGCGUGCCAUCAGGUGGAUGAGCAGCAGUCAAAAGCCUAGAAAAUGGUAGAAAUAAAAGGCGAAGUGUAUUAAUCUGCUCGGUCUGUGGGCUGUCCUGUGCUACUAGGGGAAAAAAAAACAAACAGAUGCUUUCCCAAUAUGAGCAAAAUGAAACUUUGUGGGAUUUUUUAAUCUCUGUAUUGCUGUGCAGGGCAAAAAAAAAAAAAAAAAAAAAACCUGAUUAAAAUCAGGUUUGCGUAAGUUGUUUGAACUGUGAAAGGGUGAGGUCAAACGAGAGAAGUCCCAAAACAAGUGAACCAACAAAAAACCCUCGUUUUUUCCUCUCAGUCCUUUGCUGUGAGUUACUUUCGCCUUGUCUCCCUAGCCCAAGGAAUCUUCAAGCCGGACACAUGCCUACACGGACUUCCUUUCAUCAGACGUUGAUUUAGGUUUAUUGUGCUCUGUUUUAGGCAGAUGACUGGAAAAAGCAGUAGCGAAUGCCAGGGAGAAGCAGGACAUCAGCCUGCCUAGGAGUUGCUGUUACUGAGGAUUCUUAAUGCCAGAUAACCAGCCCACUGCCGAACAACCAUGAGAGAGACGAGGUAGCCUCCCGGGCGUGAGACAAAAACUGAUUUCAAUGGAUACAAAAUAUAAAGACGAUUUAUUUAGGAAGUAUGUACAGUUCCAUGAGUGCAAACUGAGUGUCUCUGACAACAAGCAGCGUCCUAUUAACGAUGAGUAUUUGCGAGUGGCAGCGUCCGCCUUAUUUUGCCUUCCCAAAAUUGAUCCCUUUUAUAGAUUCCGGUUGAUAAAAUUUUAUGAGAUGGCUGAAAACUCACUGAGAGCUCUGAAAUCCUCAAGUUUACAUUCUCUCCAUAAUGCAUUCAGCAUGCUCGAGACAGUUGGAAUCAAUCUCUUUCUUUAUCCCUGGAAAAAGGAGUUCAAAAACAUUAAGACCUACACUGGACCCUUUGUUUAUUAUGUGAAGUCUGCUCUAACUGAAGAUGAUGUAAGGCAGAUUCUGAACUACAUGGGCUAUGUCCAAGAACUGGGAACAACGUAUAAGCUCAAAGAGCAGGUUGAUGCCAUUCAAGUGAAAAUGGUUUCAUUUGAGCUCUUUUUGGCCAAAGUGGAAUGUGAGCAGCUUCUUGAGAUUCAUUUGCAAGUGAAGGAUAAAGGCUACUCAGAGAUCGAUGUCAUAAACGAACGAAAAAACAGCAAUGAAGAUGUUAGAGGCUGCUCGGAAGCCAUGAAGCGGCGUGCAGAGUGCAAGGAAAACUUGAACACCUCCAUGGCACGCAUGGUGCUUCAGAAAUCAGCAAGCGAACGGGCCUCUAAAGAUUACUUCAAGCCGAAGGUGAGCAAGCCUUCUAAAUCAGUAGACACAUACGAUAAUUACUGGGAAAAUAAGAAACCGCCUUUGAUGAGCUCUUUGAGUCUCAGGAAAGAACCAAUUCUAGUCGAUGCGGAAGAUGACAUUAAGGACGAAAUCAUCCGUCCGUCACCCUCUCUCCUGACAAUGUCAAGCUCCCCACAUGCAUGUUCCGAUGAAUUCUUGCCAACUUCGUCUCAUCACAACGGCAUGUUAAGAACAAAUGUCCCUUACAGCUCCUAUUUUUCUGCUCAAGAGGACUUAGAUUUAUAUACCGACCCCGAUUCGAGAAGUAUGUUAAAUUUUAAAAGACAAGAAGCUAUUAAGCCUGAUGUCUGGCUGCUAAAAAACGAUGCCAACCCUGUUUACCACAAACGCGCCCAUCUAGCCAAAGAGACAGCUUCCAUCAAGUGCCAAAACUGUGGUGUACCUUGUGGCACUUCUGUUUGCCAAAAGUGUGACAAUCUGUUCAACUCUAGGCAGGAUUAUCCAGCAGUGAAACAGAGCACCUACUCCAUCAAACCGGUUCCAAACGACGGCUUGUCUCCUGCAUCUGCUUUAAGGGAGAAAUCUCAGUACACGUCACAGACUCAGAGUCAGGAGAGGGCUUCUCAGUUCAGUUCGAAAUCCAAAUCUUCAGGCACCUCCCGCUGUGGCUUUUGUAACCGAUCCGGAGCUGCAAACACUUGCACGUUUUGUUCAAAAGUCUCAUGUGACACUUGCCUCAGUGCUUACUAUUACGAUCCCUGCUGUAGAAAAAGCGAGCUUCACAGGUUCAUGCCUAACAAUCAGUUAAACUAUAAGUCGGCCCAGCUGUCCCACGUAGUUUAUAGAUAGACUCGAUCGGUCUGAUUUGCAGGGGAAGGAAAAGGGGAGGGGAAAGGGCUAUCACAACUCAUGUUCUGACUCCGCUGAUGAGAAAAAAGCACUGACCUCUUACAGAAAUGACAUGUCCAAAUAUUUGGAACCAUGGUUCAGUGAUCGGGUGCCAGUUCUUGAUUUUUGUGGCUUACCAAAUGCUGCAGAUACAUUAGAUUUCAUGCUGCUAUAAUUUAGGUAACUCCUAAAUAAAUCAUCGUUCCUUCUCAGUUGAAAUGGGGGAGAAGAGCACAUUUUUCUUUAAAACUUGGCAGCUGUUGCAUUUUAGAAAAGUGACAUCACACCUUUCACACCAUUUUAGUCAUCUCCUUGCCCAAAGGAAACCAUGCGAGGCUCUAAGAAAUAAGAUUCUCGUUUUCUGGGGGUGAUGAAACUACUGCCGGUUUUGGUAAAGUAUGACUUUAAAAUGUGCAAGAAAUAUGUGAAUGGCUUGUUUUGCCAACAAGGACUAUUUUUCAAAGUGUGUCUGCAUUUCUUGAUCUCCGAAAUGCAAACACCACAGCAUCUCUUCUUUUCAUCUUCAUGUUUCUUCCUUCUCCCCUUAUGUCCCGGUUGUUUAUCUCAAGCUUAUAUAAUCCGAACAAUAUGUGCUUUAUUUUCUAGUGUUGCCAAUAUCAUCCUGGUUUUUACUGUGUGGUAUUUUAAAAAAGGUGAACCUGUGCUCACGUCACUUAAAUUAUGCCUAGAGUGUCGUCCUUCCAGAUGAGUACCGAUUUUCUUCACUUUCUGUUGCACAUGUAUUAAGUACUGUUCUUUGUACUGUAAAUAGGUAAUUUGGAAACAGUUUAUUUUUAAUAAAUAUUUAAUAUGUUGAGUUUUUAAAAGUGGUAAAAUCAUUAUAACUAUGAAGUCUCUCUGGGUUAUUUGUUCAGGUGGCGUUUUGUUUUUACUUGUACUGUAUUUCACAGCUUGUUACGGUCACUGUGGCAGACUGAUGUUAUUGGCUCUGAUCAAUUUUUUUUUAAUCUAACGUUCUUUUUCCUUCUGAUAAGGUUGCCACUAAAUUAGGUGGAGUCUUGUCUAAGAACUGCAAGAUUUUGGUUCUCAGUGCACGCUUUUUCUUUGUGGUUAUGGGAAUUGUAAGUAUCAAUGUUAUGCUUGUGUCCAAAUUCACUGCAAAGUCUGUCGUGUAGUCCAGCAAGUAAAGCACUGGCCUGGUUAAAAAUCAGAGCUCAUUUGUGAAUCCUGUUAAAGUAAACCUAACAAUUAUGGAUGUGAAUCAGAUAAUAGUAUUUAUCUGUAUUAUUGUAGCACAUAGGAACCCUAGCUGAGAACCAGGACUCCAUUGUGCUAGACUCUGUACAGUUUGACCCCCCCAAACAACACCCAGUUAUGAAUAGGCUUUAGUUUUUUUCUUUACAGAAAAUCCACAAGAAUCCUUCUAACUUCUUUUAUUCAAGCUAGCUAGUUAGAACAAACUAUCAGGCAACCUAAUCUGAUGUGCAGAAUUAAAUGUGUUUAAAGUAUCUGUAUAAAAAAAACGAACAAACUCUAGCUGAAUUGUAAACUAUGUAGUCCACUUUGCACUAAAAUAAUUCACUUAGGGUUUUUUUUAAACACUGUUAGAGUCUAGGCUUCUAAACUUUAAAUGUUCAUUGAUCCCUGUGUGACAGAGACAUGCAUGAAUGGUCUUUUUUUCUUGAUUUUCGGGGGUGGGGGGAGGGCUUGAGGUAGGUUUAGGGGGAACUAUAUAGGCUAAUGUUGUAAAAUAGCUAAAAUAAUUUUAGCCAUAAAUGGGUCUCAGAAGUAUUAUGGAAAAUAAGGUGAAACCUGAGUCUUACAGGGGGCUAAGAACAAUAAGUCACUGUACAGUUUGCACUAAGAAACAAAGUGAAUGGUGUGUGUUUAGCAAUCAGGGAAAUUUCUGAAUCAAGCGACUGCAACUGAACAUAAUGUUCUAGGCAAGCAUUGCCUUGCUGACCCUGAAGGUUGGGGGUAAAUAUUGUUUAGGUGAAUGAUUUUAAGGUUUUCAAAUUCUUGUAUGUUUUUUUAUAAAUAUAUAUAUAUAUAUAUAUAAAUAUAACACAAAUGUAGAUACAUCGUGUAUAUAAUGAGGAAUUUAAGAACAAUUUUACUAUUAAAAUUCAGUCUAGGGGUGGUUUUCAUUUCAGUGGUUAUUUUUUGUUCACCUUCUGAAGUGUCAUGCCUGUAUGGCUGUUCUGCAGUGUAUCUUCUAGUUCACUAGUUCAGUUUCCAUAUGGCUACUCACACUACAGUGAAUAACUAAAACUGUGAUGCCACGUAAUUUUUACAGUGACUAUAGCAGGGACUAGACUUGCUUUGGAAAAGAAAAGUCCUGUGUAUAUAUGUCAUGGAAUACUGUAUUACAAAACUGUGUUGAAUUGAAGUGAUACCAUGCUCUAUUUUUGUGUAUCUUACUGUAUGAGGUUGCUGUGAUUGAUACAGUAAAAUAUAUAUGCUAAUUGAAAAUGCAGGUGUUUUGCAUCUGAUUUGUUAAAACUAAUUUAUGUUUUGAAGGAAUUUAAAAAUAAAGAGGCCUUUAAGAAAAGGCUUAACUUUUC